Mercenaria mercenaria is the source of this 4494-nucleotide messenger RNA. Its product is annotated as serine/threonine-protein kinase/endoribonuclease IRE2-like. Lineage: Eukaryota; Metazoa; Mollusca; Bivalvia; Venerida; Veneridae. The transcript has a single exon. The coding region runs from base 226 to 1746 and encodes 506 amino acids. Gene Ontology annotation, cellular component: IRE1-TRAF2-ASK1 complex. Gene Ontology annotation, biological process: intrinsic apoptotic signaling pathway in response to endoplasmic reticulum stress; mRNA processing; protein phosphorylation. Gene Ontology annotation, molecular function: RNA endonuclease activity; protein serine/threonine kinase activity; ATP binding. The record is from RefSeq and is a predicted model, not a curated record.
GACGACAUAGCAGCUUUUAGAGAGAACCUAUCGUAAUGUGUUGAGUUUCAAGUUAUCAAAAUCUAGUGAAGUUUUUGUGAUAAGUAUAAUUUAGUCUAUAAAUCAAAUAGGUAAAAACAAACGAAACCUUACAGAUAUACCUGUGAAAGCAAGUAAGUCAUUAGGAAAAAAAAAUCAUCGAGUGACUUCGUGAAUAUCUAUCGAUUUGGUUUUACACAAACAAAAAUGUCAGGCAUUUUGUUCUUUGAAGCAUAUUUUACCUGUGCCUGCAUAGGUGCCGGCAUAGGUGCCUGCAUAGGUGCCUGCAUAAGUGCAGUAAUUAAAAUCAAUAAUAUCACUGAAAUCGUAGAAAAGUUGACUCGCAGACUUACUACCGAACCUUCCCAUGAAAAUGAAAAUUCUAGAAACGAAGAGUCCGGAUUGAACUGUUCUGGCAGAAUUCUAACCACAACCAACAAAGUCCAGCCCCCAAAAAAGAUUACAUACGACAGUAAAAAACCAAUUGGCAUGAGUCACGCUACCGUGUUUGAAGGACUGUUUGAAAAUGAUAUGAUAGUUGCGGUUAAAAGAGUACAUAUAGAUACGGAUGAUACUGAUCAGAUAAUUAACGAGUACAAACAUCUUCAAAAGAAAUUAAGGCGACAGAUAGAUAUUAACCACAAAAUAAUGAAAUCCGGUCAUGAAAAUGUCACUAAAUACUACGGUUAUCAGAUAGAGGGUACGCAUCUUCUUUAUGCACUUGAACUAUGUAACUAUCACUUAGAAGAGUUUCUUCUUCAUCAUCGGCAUAACUGUCCUCCAAUAUUAGACACAGAUAUACUUCUAAGUAUGGCUAAAGGACUGGACUUCUUACAUUCAAAAGAUAUUGUGCAUCGAGAUUUGAAGCCCUCCAAUGUUCUUAUGAAAAUAGAAAACAACAAUGUUAUUGUUAAACUAUCUGACUUUGGUAUGUCUAAGACAUUACCUGAAACAAGUUCCGUAGCUUCCGGAAGUAGUGAAAGUGGAACCCUGGGCUGGAUGGCGCCUGAAGUCUACAUCGCACUAGAAGACCUAAAUACUGAAAUUCAGUUCAGUCGAAAAAGCGAUAUUUUUCCUCUAGGGUUGCUCUUUUACUUUGUAGCAAGUGGCGGUAAAUAUGUUUUCAAUACCCAGGACGACAUACAAAACAAGAAUGCCACUUAUACAGGCGUUGUUGCGAACGACCCUCUAUUUAACCUUGUUAAAGACAUGCACUCGCCUGCUCCAACAGAUAGACCGUCAGCACAAGAAGUGAAAAAUCAUCCAGCACUUUGGAAUAUGGAAAAAGUCCUGGAUUUCUAUAAAAAAACAAGUAAUCUGUCAAUGGGUUUACCCGUAAACAAUGCUCCAUUUACUAAAAAUCCUAUACAGGUUAUUACAGGAACUGGAAACCAAAUGAUACCAUGUCAACCUUUUGAUUGGUAUCAAAAGUUGACACUCAGUGUGCAGCAAGAUUUGUUUCCAAAUGUUUAUGGGCGCCGAUCGCAUCAUGGCAAGGGUAAGGGUCCUAGAUAUGAUAGAUUGUCCGUCGACUCUUUGAUAAGGGCUAUAAGAAAUAAUAAUGAGCAUUAUUACGAGCUCUCCAUAAACUUACAAAAUGAGUACGGAAGUUAUCCAACAGGAUUCUUAAAUUACUGGACGACAAAAUUUCCUGGAUUACUCAUGUAUGCAUAUGAUGCAAUGAAACUGCAUAGUGGCGACGGCAGCAUGGCGAAAUUCUAUGAAUGAUUUGUUGUUUUGAUGUUAAAGCAUUCGUCAGCCUUCACAAACCGGGACGUUUCAGUUCAUUUGUAUAUGAAAAUCUACCAACUAUUUUUUUUUAAACGGGACGUUUCAGUUCAUUUGUAUCUACCAACUUGAAGAUGUUCUUCAAAAUUAAUUUCACAAAGCAAAGGGAACAAAUGUAAACGGACUCAUUUUUCUGCAUUUUAUAUACAUGUACUACGGAUGUUAUACAUCACGCACAAAUAAGGACGCACAACGGUGACAUUAAGUCCGAAAAUUGCAGUUUAUUUUUAAUGUUUACAACGUGCAUGUUGGCCCCCAUUAUAUGUCUGCCAUUGCUAAACUAGAAAAAAAAACGCUGUAAAAGACUGCUUCUCAAGAACGUCGUGGCAGAUCUUCAGCAAACUGUACAUACUUGUAAGUUCCUCUCCAAAUUUUUUAUUCAAAUGGGGAGCUUGGCCCCUUUUAGGUGUUACUAAAGCUAAAAUAGAAUUGUAAAAAAAUUAUUACUUUUUUUCUGAAUUCAAAAUACUUUUUGAUUUGACAGUAAAAAAAUAUCACUGGAUUAAUACUGUCUGUGCCUGUACCAUGGUGAACUUAAAGAGAGUGCGUGAUUUGAGGUUUACUGUCUGUACUUUUUAUCCUGUUAAUUCACUUGUGUUAAUGAAGGAUCUUUGUAUACGACAUAUUUAUAGAUAUGCAACUAAAAUAACAGAUUAUGUCCGAGUAACCGCAUGGGUUUGGUUAUCAUGAUAUGCUGAUGAUUAUAAGGAUGUCCAAAACGAAAGGCACUUUGUUCUAAAAACAUUGUAAAAUUGAUAUUGUUUGACAUAUUUACACCUCUGUUUACCCCUACUUACAUCUUUGUUUGUUAUUCUCCAACAUUAAAUCAAAAUUCUGAAAGUAUGAAAGUGUUACCUUUCUUUUCGGACUCCCUGUUUUAAUGUUCAUCCUUUCCAGAAGUGAAAAGCAGGCCUAUCGCACUGAUGAAAAAAUCAUUAAUAAAAGCUCAAAAAAGUAACUAGAAUAUCAUUAGAAUAUAUAUAUCAGAAUAUCAUUUGCCUCUUAACAUCAUUGUGGAAAAGUGAGGCAGAAAACCUAGAGCCUUGCCAGGCCUGGAUCCAGGGCCGGACCGAGGAGACCCGUGCCCCCUCCCGCCCCAAGUUUGCUGAGAAGUGACCUGUACUCAUCAAAGUUGCACCCAAUUAUUUAUUAUUAAUCAAAUCUAAACCCAAAAAGCACCACAGGUCACUAUUUCAUACCGAUAUUUCAAAAUUUUCCAGAGGAAGAGCUCCUUCAUCCCACUAGAAUGAGGCAGGAACCCCUACUUAACCUAAAACAUUAGACCAAAAAUGCACCAGAGCCCACCAUAUUAUACCUGUAUUUCAAUUUUUCCAGGGGAGAGUCCUUAAAUGAGGGGGUUCCCCCUGUAGUAACUCAAAAUUUAGACCAAACUGUGCACAAAAGGCCACCAUUUCAUACCUGUAUUUCAAAAUUGAAUGAAAGUAAUUGAGAUAAACAGGGCUAAAAGGGCGAUUUUUACAGUGAUAUGACACAGUCUAAGAGUGUUCCAGAACGCACCAGAGACGUCCCGGGGGAAAACAAUUCGAGGGGAAGACAUGUACCAGGAUCCCCCGACCCCUACACCCCACCCCCAGAUUGCCUCGGUUAAAAUUUGUGUUAGGCUACGGCACUGAGAACACUACACACUACAAUAGCUAGAGCUUUAAAAAAAAUCCUUUGACUAUCCUUUAAAUAUAUGAAUAUAUACAGUUGGAAACAUUAUGAACAUUUUUGUAAUAGGAAGAUAAUAAAGUUUUUACCUAGGCCUAUAAUGCAGAAAUUAACGCCGUAAGGUGAGCUUAGGUUUCUCUCGUUUGUUAGAUCACACGCACACCCACACACGCACACGCACACGCACACACGCACACACAGAGAAAAAUAUAAUGUCAAUAAGAUUUUUUUAUUUUAAAAAAACCUGUUUUGUCGUCAAUUUUGCACGUAAAACAAGAGGCUUUGUCAAAUGUCAAUGAUUCCUUAAUAUAUUACGUAUUUCUUUGUCAAAAUUUCUCGAAAUGGUGUAUUGCUACUCAACACAAAUUCUUUCUGUAUUUAUUGUAUUGCACAUGCUUUGAUAAAAAACUGUUCUUGUUUCUUAUUUUUGAAGUAGGUCGCCUCAUCUCGAUACUUUGCACCGCAAUCAUUUAAACUGUUGAUGUUUGACACUUGCUUGCAGGAAAAAUAUAUAAAAAUUGUAUGAAAAUAUGACUAUUGUAAACAAGCUACCAGAUUUUGAGAUCAGGUACUGAGGCGAAUUGCUAUAUAACGUGAACGCGUACUUCUUUUUGACAGCACUAUCCUGAUGUUGUAUAGAUCGAUUAAUAGUUUGCCAUUUGUUAUAAUUUUCUGAUUCUCAUUGAAAUUGUUACAAUGUAAAUAUAAGUAUUGAAUGUUACAUUUGUGUAAAUCAUAUUGUCGUAGAAGUAUUAAGUGUAUAUUUUACAUGUAAUGUAUAAACAUAAAACAUUUGCUCUUAAUUAUAAUGACUCAUUAUAUUCAAUUAUUUGGCGUUGUAUUUCACAGACCACAAAAAAUACGUUGUACCAUUUUGACCUCUCGAAUAAUUUGCUGACCAUAUUGAAUACCUUUAGGUAUGGAGUUUUAGAGAUACACGCGACACGGGAAAAUGAAUGGUAAAUAUGUUGUGUAUAUGUACAGUUUUUUUUAUAUAUAUUUGUUAUAUAUACACAC